Molecule: messenger RNA, 3084 nt
Organism: Habropoda laboriosa
Lineage: Eukaryota; Metazoa; Arthropoda; Insecta; Hymenoptera; Apidae
Gene: Mms19
Product: MMS19 nucleotide excision repair protein homolog
Exons: 9
Coding region: 202-3084 (960 amino acids)
Biological process (GO): iron-sulfur cluster assembly
Cellular component (GO): cytosolic [4Fe-4S] assembly targeting complex
Source: RefSeq, a predicted model, not a curated record
CAAAUUUUAUAAACAAUUUUUCAGUAGAUCGAGUAUUCAAUUGACGUGCGACGCGCGACAUAACAGUUGCGGCCGAGCACUCUCUCAUCGAAUUAUACUUAAUAAUUUACAGUGAAAAAAUUAAUUAUAGUCAAACACGAUAGCGUUAUAUUUUAUUAAUACACUGAGGUUAAGUAACAUAGCAAGAAGGCAUGGUUUGCGAUGGCUCUACUUACAAGUACCGUUUUUAAAGAAAGAUUUCUGAUCGCUUUUAAAGAGAACGAAACACUGAACACGACAUGCCAAGAGAUCGCCUUAGAAAUACAAUCUGGACAUACAAAACUAUACACAGUUGUGGAAGAACUUGGGCCUUUUGUAACAGAAAAAGAUGUUAACAUAAGGGAGAAGGGUAUUUUUGCCCUUUCUUCUAUUUUAUCUCAUCUACCCACAGACUUUUUGAAUGAAGCUGAAUUGCAUUUUAUAACAUCAUUUUAUUGUGAUAGACUUAAAGAUCAUCACAGCAUUAUACCAAUAGUAUUAAAAGGAAUUUUGACAAUUGUUCAAAUGAACAACUUGCCUAAGGAUUCACCUGAACGUUUAUUUAGGGUUCUUUUUGACAAUGUUCCAUGCCAAUCUCAAUUAGUGGCAGACCGCCGUAAUAUAUAUAUGAUAUUUGUAACAUUAAUGAAGAGUAGAAUAGAAGAUUUAAAGGCCAUGGGGCCAGAUUUUGUUUAUGGAGUCAUUAGUGCCAUUGAUGGAGAAAGAAAUCCUAGAAAUCUCAUGCUAUUAUUUGGCAUACUUCCACACUUUAUAAAAGAGUUUUCAUUAGGCCAUUUAACUGGAGAAAUGUUUGAUGUCAUUGAAUGUUACUUUCCAGUUGACUUCAAUCCUUCUGGAUCAGAGGCAAUAGGAAUAACACGUGAUGAUUUGGCAGAAAAAUUGGCACCUUGCCUUUGUGCUGUACCAGAAUUUGCUGAAUUUUGUAUACCACUUAUAAUUAACAAAUUAUUCUCCAGUCUUAGAGUGGCCAAGUUGGACUCUUUAAGUUUAUUGCACAAAGGUGUGCAAACAUUUGGUGUUAAAGGCCUUAAACAACAUCUGGCAGAAUUAUGGCCUGCUUUGAGAAAAGAAGUCAUGCCAGGUGGAGAUUUAGAAUUAAAAAAUGCAAGCUUAAAAGCAGUCAUGUCUGUAAUUGAAGUGAUAUCAAGUGAUACUAAGCUUUGUGAAGAUUUCAUUGAUAGUAUAAUCAAAGAUACGAAAUCAUCUUUGUAUGUUGUGCAACAAAGUUUAUUUAGGCCAUCUGUGAAAUUAUUGGAAUGUGUGGCAAUGGUCAAUAAAGAAUCAUGUACACAAGUGUUAAAAGUGAUAGUACCAGUAUUAUGUGGCCAAUAUUCAACCAAGACUUCAACGAAUGACAAAGUAAUUUUAAUUGAAACAUUAAAUAAUUUCAUUAAAAUUGCUUCUGAUAAUAAAUUCCAUAUCAAAGAUGUUCCAGAAUUAGCAUGGAUGGAUAUACCUCAAUUAUAUUUCAACGAAAUAUCGACGCAAUGCACGGAAUUACAAUCGAAAAUAUUGUUCGGCCUAACAAUACAAAAAGCGUAUUUGAACGAAAUGCACCGCACUCAGCUUUAUGAUAUAAUUUGUAGUUUGAGUAAAAUAGGUAACAAUGAAAUAAGGAAGCUUUGCCAGUCAUCCCUUUUAAGUUUCACUACGUUAUAUCCACGUGAAAUAUCGACUCUAAUCAAGAAAAAAUUUCAGUUAAAAUAUGAUGAAGAGGAAACAGAAAUACAAAUUCGUGAACUAGAAGUGUUAGCAGCUGUUGCUAAAACAUAUGAAUUAGGUGUAGAAGUUCUUCCACGCAUUGUAUCACAGACAAAUGCUGUUAAUUCUGAGAUAAGCUUUACAGCUUUAACCUGUCUUCACAGGCUAGUUGCUACAAAACAUAUUGACUACAAUGUUCAGCAUUAUUUGUAUAAUGAAUGCAAUAUUAUUGAAAAAUUGACCACCUUUGAUAUCAAUCCCACGGAUCAAAGAUUUGAUUUGAUUUUAAAUAUCUGUCGACUGAUAGUACGAAAUCUUACGCUCGAAGAACAACAAAACGUUGUCGAUACAUAUGUUCCAAUUUUAAGCCAACAAAUUUCGGAAACUGAUGCUGUUUUAAUCAUAAACAUUCUAAUUCCUUUACGUCAAAAUAUCGAUUUAACAAUAAAUUUAGAUUUGUUACAAAAUCUCGCGAUUAAUAGUAAGCAUUUAAAUAUAAGGCUUCUAAUGUGUAAAUGUAUUGCUGUAAUAUUAAACAAAAUUAACGAUAACAAUGAGUAUUUCCAAAAUAUUUUAUCGUAUCUUAAAGCAAAAAUAAAUAAUAAUUUAAAUUCAAAUAUUGAUGUCGAAAUGAAAAAAGCAACAGCUUCUUUGCAAUUGUGGCUAACAAAAGCCAUCAUUACAAAAGGUUCCUGUGAUGUUGAAGUGUUUUUGAACGAACUUAUAAAUAUUUUUAAAGAUGAUCAAGUAGGUCAGUAUAUAGCCCAAGAGUAUAAAAUUUUGACAGAUAGAUACGAAGACGCUUUAGUGAACGAAAAUUUUUGUAAUGUAAAAAUUUUUUAUAAACAACGAGUAUUUGAACAUUUAAUUAAAAAGAAUUCUGAAUUCGAAAAUACAUCAAGACAAAACUAUUUAACUGCAUUAGUACAGCUACUAGAAGAAGUAUCUGUUGAACUUUUAUUUAUGCAUUUAACUAAGUUGGUCCCACCUUUGAUAGAAUCAUUGUCCCUUGAUAAUGAACAAUUAGUCUUUUCAUCAUUGAUAACAUUGAAACCUCUAUUGGAAACCAAACAUGUUAUUUUUUCUGAUAAAGCACAAUGUUUUAUUCCAAGAUUUUUAAAGUUAUCUGUCUAUAAAACAAUGCGGGUCAGGAUAGCGGCUUUAGAAUGUUUAACAAAUUACUGUAAUUAUCCAACAAUUCUAAUUAACACGUACAAACAAGAUGUAUUAGAAAAAUUAGCAGCUCCAAUUGACGAUCCAAAACGUUUAGUCCGAAAAGCCGCAACACAAGCAAGAACACGAUGGUUUUUGGUUGGCGCGCCAGGAGGACUUAAAGAGGAAUGA